Marchantia polymorpha subsp. ruderalis is the source of this 3493-nucleotide messenger RNA. Lineage: Eukaryota; Viridiplantae; Streptophyta; Marchantiopsida; Marchantiales; Marchantiaceae. The record is from the annotation of a GenBank genome assembly.
CUAAGAAACAGCAGAGAGCAAGGGAGGGAGGGAAUUGAAAGUGGGCCGUGCGGUAGAAAUCGGCACUGCUGUAGUUGGGAGAGCGAGGCCGACAGCGGUAGAAAGCUGCCGCGCCAACGACGAGACGAAAGGCAGAGAGGGGGAGAGAGAGAUAGAGAGCAGAGCGGGUCGGUCGGGGCCGAAAGAAGCGGUCGCGGGAGCCAGCCAGUAAGAGGACCAGGGGAGCUCCUUGACAGCCUGAUCGAUUUUACGUACAACAACAGCGGGGGAGGGAGGGGGCUGGUGGUGGUCUUGGUGCUGGGUUGACGAAAAGGGACCGGAGGUGUGAAUAAGGAAAGAAGGAAGGAAGGCGAGGCGAGGGGAAGGGAGGGGAGGGGAGGGAAGAAGGAAGGAAGACAGGCCCGGAGAGGGACGGGAGGUAUCGAAUUGUUGAAUCUGAUACGGAGGCACGAAUGUCUUUUUAAACAUGGGAGGGCCGGUUUGUCCGUCGGCGUCUUUUGUUGGCAAGUUGGCAGAUUGAGAAAGUCGACAUCCAUUGGACAAGCGCUGCUCUUUCCCGAUUGAAAUUUAGGGCUUAGUGAAGAGUUGUGGAGGAGCAGGUUUUGAAGUUCGAUGACCAUGAGUAACGAGCGGAAGGUCAUAGAGCUUGAGCAAGGAUGGACUUUUAUGCAGAAAGGCAUUACGAAGCUAAAGAACCUUCUCGAAGGAGUUCCAGAGCAGCAGUUCAACUCCGAAGAAUACAUCAUGUUGUACACUACAAUCUACAAUAUGUGUACGCAGAAACCUCCACAAGACUACUCGCAACAGCUGUACGAUAGGUACAAGGAGUCUUUUGAAGAGUACAUCAACACUAUGGUAUUACCCGCGCUUCGAGAGAAACACGAUGAAUUCAUGCUAAGGGAGCUUGUGAAACGAUGGGAUAACCACAAAAUUAUGGUUAGGUGGCUUUCUCGUUUCUUCAACUACUUAGACCGCUACUUUAUUGCAAGAAGGUCGCUCCCGGCGCUCAAUGAAGUGGGCCUCAUGUGCUUCCGUGAUCAGGUCUAUGCCGAAAUGAAGAACAAUGUCAAGGACGCAGUGAUAACUCUGAUCGAUCGAGAGCGAGAAGGUGAACAAAUUGAUCGAGCACUGCUGAAGAACGUUCUCGGUAUAUUUGUGGAAAUUGGCAUGGGAAACAUGGAUGCUUACGAGAGUGACUUUGAGAUGGCGAUGCUUACUGAUACUGCUGCUUACUAUUCAAGGAAGGCAGCGUCUUGGAUUGAGGAGGAUUCUUGUCCUGAUUACAUGCUCAAGGCUGAAGAAUGCCUGAAAAGGGAAAAGGAAAGAGUCGGUCAUUAUCUACACGCUAGCAGUGAACUGAAGUUGCUAGAGAAAGUGCAACACGAACUGCUUUCUCAGUAUGAAAAUCAGCUAUUGGAGAAAGAGCAUUCCGGAUGCCAUGCUCUGUUAAGAGAUGACAAGGUGGACGACCUUUCUAGGAUGUACCGACUGUUUUGUAGAAUUCCAAAAGGUUUGGAACCGGUGGCGGCAAUUUUCAGACAGCAUGUUACAGACGAGGGAACUGCCUUGGUCAAGCAAGCAGAGGAUGCUGCAAGCAAUAAAAAGGCUGAGAAAAAGGACACUCAUGGAGGCCAAGAGCAGGCAUUUGUACGUAAAGUGAUUGAACUCCAUGACAAGUACUUGCAGUAUGUGAACGAUUGUUUCAUCAACCAUUCUCUUUUCCACAAGGCUCUCAAGGAGGCGUUUGAAGUCUUCUGCAACAAAGGUGUAGCAGGAAGUACGAGUGCCGAGUUGCUUGCCACUUUCUGUGACAAUUUGUUGAAGAAAGGUGGAAGUGAGAAGUUGAGUGAUGAAGCUAUCGAAGAUACUCUUGAAAAGGUCGUCAAGCUCCUUGCUUACAUCAGCGACAAGGAUCUAUUCGCGGAAUUUUACAGGAAAAAACUGGCGCGUAGACUUCUGUUUGAUAAGAGUGCGAACGAUGACCACGAGCGUAGUAUUUUGACUAAGCUCAAGCAACAAUGCGGUGGACAGUUCACUUCCAAGAUGGAGGGCAUGGUUACCGACCUGACCCUUGCAAGGGAAAAUCAAACGUCUUUCGAAGACUACUUGAGUGAGAACUCAACGUCGAAUCCGGGGAUUGACCUGACUGUAACUGUCCUUACCACUGGCUUCUGGCCGAGUUACAAGUCUUCAGACCUCGCCUUACCGGCUGAAAUGGUUAAGUGUGUUGAAGUUUUCAAGGAAUUUUAUCAAACGAAAACAAAGCAUCGAAAGCUUACUUGGAUCUACUCGUUGGGUACAUGUAACAUCAACGGAAAGUUUGAACCUAAGCCAAUCGAGCUCAUAGUUACAACCUAUCAGGCUGCAGUGCUGCUACUAUUUAAUGCAGCAGAGAGACUAAGCUAUGUCGAUAUCAAGGGUCAGUUGAAUCUCACGGAUGAGGAUAUUGUUAGAUUGCUACAUUCUUUAUCAUGUGCCAAACACAAGAUUUUGAACAAAGAUCCAAACACGAAGUCUGUGGGUUCAACUGACUAUUUUGAGUUCAACACCAAAUUUACAGACAAAAUGAGACGCAUCAAGAUCCCACUCCCUCCUAUGGAUGAGAAGAAGAAAGUGAUUGAGGAUGUGGACAAGGAUAGACGAUAUGCUAUUGAUGCAUCAAUUGUUCGGAUAAUGAAGAGUCGCAAGGUGUUGCCACAUCAACAGCUAGUUCUUGAAUGUGUUGAGCAGCUUGGCAGGAUGUUCAAGCCUGAUUUUAAGGUUAUCAAAAAACGUAUUGAAGACCUUAUUGCUCGAGAGUACUUGGAACGUGACAAGGACAAUCCCAACAUGUUCAGAUACCUGGCUUGAAGAUUUUGGUUGUCAUGCUUGGUGCAAUGGAUGCACAUCUGUGAACAAGCCGCCUAUUGAUUUUGUGUCCACGUAAUAGUUGGCAGGGGUAAGUAACCGCCUAUUGUUUGCUCUAGUAAUGGGCCAUGAGAGAAAUGAUGAUAGAGAAGGGAGCAUAUGUGGUAGGCCUGGCUCUUUUACAGAGGUGAACAUGUACAUUGUCCCAGGCGGUUAUGGAGAGCAUUGUACAUUGUCCCCAAUGGUUACGGAGAGCAUUAUUGGCAUAUGUGGGCCUCGUAAAGCUGGCCCUGUCGAGGAAUAGUUUCCUUACAUAUCCAAUGUCACAAUCACCGAAACCGUGUAUUUCCAGUAGCUGCAAGGUCUUUAGAAUCAAUUGGCCGAUCACUUUGUCAAAUCAUGGAGGAUUUCGAAAAGUUUAUUUUGGGUUUUUCUGAUGGGAACUUUCAAACGCCCAGCCUACCUAGAAGUUCUCAUCUGUAAUUGGGAAGUGCCUACAGAAAGUGUAUUCAGGAUGAAAUCAUAAGUGGCUCUUAGGAUCUUAGGCCAGACGGUCUCCAGAAUCACGCUAGUAUUCCGGACAGGACUAACAGCUGGCUCUAAUAUAUUUAUUCUUCCUCGAUCAAGACUCAAGCAUUUUGAGUUC